UUCUUCCUACACCACGAAAAUCACGAAAGUAGUCAAAACAACGAAGAGAGCUAUGCAAAUAAGCAUGAAUCGGAGUUUUUGGUUGCUUUUGCAAGACAUCUAAUUCUGCAAGGUUACGCUCCUUCAGAAAUCACUAUCCUUUGUACCUACACUGGCCAACUUUUUUCUCUUAUGAAGGAAACAGAUCGAUACGCAGUUUUAAAACCGAUGCGAGUGACGACUGUAGAUAAUUUUCAGGGAGAGGAAAAUAAAAUAAUCCUCUUGUCUCUGGUACGCAACAAUGAAGAAGGUAACAUCGGAUUCCUCAAGGAGGAAAACCGAGUUUGCGUCGCGUUAUCGCGUGCUCGCGAUGGCAUGUACAUCAUGGGCAACAUCCAUAAUCUCGUGAUGAGAAACACCAUUUGGCCGAAAAUCAAGAAGGUUCUGGAGGAAGAAAACGCCAUAGGCAACGCUCUCGAAUUGAGAUGCGAGGUUCAUCAUGAUCAAAUCACAUUGGUAAAAAUGCAUGCUCCAUUUAUAAUAUACAACUUUACAUGAUCAUAUAAAUAUAUUCUUAUGCACUGAUUUAUAUAAACAAGCACAUAAGAAUCUUUGUUGCCCCUUAUUGAGAAACUUG
This is a messenger RNA of Rhagoletis pomonella (apple maggot), 616 nucleotides long. Its product is annotated as NFX1-type zinc finger-containing protein 1-like. Gene Ontology annotation, biological process: regulatory ncRNA-mediated heterochromatin formation. The coding region runs from base 172 to 537 and encodes 121 amino acids. The record is from RefSeq and is a predicted model, not a curated record. NCBI's taxonomy places the organism in Eukaryota, Metazoa, Arthropoda, Insecta, Diptera, Tephritidae. The transcript is spliced from 2 exons. Gene Ontology annotation, cellular component: nuclear RNA-directed RNA polymerase complex.